UAUAGUCAACAUGGCUGUAGACACAGAAGUAUAAAAUUUGUUCGUUGUAAACCAAGCUAAUUUAACAAAAAUAUCUUCCAUUAUAUUUUUAUCGUCUGUAAGUUUCAGUAUAUAAAACACCAUUUUCUUGCUCUGACGACAAACACAGCUGUGGUGUCAAAAUGAGCAAUAUUUACAUUCAAGAGCCUCCAACAAAUGGAAAGGUCCUGUUGAAGACCUCAGCAGGUGAUAUUGACAUUGAGUUGUGGUCCAAGGAAGCUCCUAAAGCAUGCAGGAACUUUGUGCAACUGAGCAUGGAAGGUUACUAUGAUGGCACAAUAUUCCACAGAGUGGUGCAUGACUUCAUUAUUCAAGGUGGAGAUCCCACUGGAACAGGGACGGGUGGAGAGUCCAUCUAUGGCCGGACAUUCAAGGAUGAAUUUCACUCCAGAUUGCGCUUCAAUCGAAGAGGUUUGGUUGCCAUGGCGAAUGCUGGGCCACACGACAAUGGCAGUCAGUUUUUCUUCACCUUGGCACGUGCAGAUGAGCUAAACAAUAAACACACCAUAUUCGGCAAGGUCACAGGAGACACAGUUUAUAACAUGCUCAGAUUAGCAGAAGUUGAAUGUGACAAUGAUGAAAGACCUCUGAAUCCCCACAAAAUAAAAACGGCUGAGGUGCUUCAUUCUCCUUUUGAUGACAUAAUACCUCGUGAAACAAAGAGAGCCAAAAAGGAAAAAGACAAAGAGGAGGGAAAGAAAUCACAAUCAAAAGCUACAAAGAACUUCAGUCUGUUGUCGUUUGGAGAGGAAGCUGAGGAGGAAGAGGAGAUGGUGAAUCAAGUCAGCCAGACAUUCAAGGGAAAAAGCAAAAGCAGCCACGACCUUCUGAAAGAUGAUCCGAGGCUGAGCUCUGUCCCAGCAGUUAAUAAGAAGAAAAAGAAAGGGACACCUGGAGAUGCAGCCGAGGCGGACGAUGAUGAGGCCGAUGAUGAUGUUGAAGAUGAUGCGGAUGAAGAAUACGACUCGGAUGAGAGAGAGCGGAUGAGGGAGCUCGUCAGUCAAAAGCUGAAGAAAGAAAAGGGCGCGGAGAAAGUGACGGAGGCCAGUGAGGAAGAGCGAGGGAAGAAGAGCAGCCGCAGUGAUGAAUUACGGAAAGAGGCACGCCAGUUAAAGAAGGAGCUGCAGGCCAUAAAGCAAAGGAAAGAAGAAAGUUUAAAACCUGCAGUGGAAGAAGUGAAGGACGUGGAUAAAAAGCCAACCAACGAGGCGGUGGCCGAGUACCUGGAGGGAAGAAAGAAGUACGAAGAGCAAAGGAAACAAAAGCUGAAGAAAGGCUCAAACAGAGAAGCGCAGACUCUGGCCCUUCUCAAUCAGUUCAAGUCCAAGCUGUCGUCCGCCAUCACUGAGGCUCCAGAGGACGACGUGGAGGAGCUGGCAGAAGACGACGACAAAGGAUGGAUGGGCCAUGUUCUGCAGUUUGAUGAGCAAACCAGAAAAGUCAAGGAUGCCAACAUGCAGGACGAGGACACGUUUGAGAUCUACGACCCGCGCAACCCCGUCAAUAAACGGAGGAGAGAGGAGAGCAAGAAGAUCAUGAAGGAGAAGAAGGCCAAAAGGUGAGGUCGCGAGGUCGGAGGUCAGGUCCCGCCCAAGCCACGUGAUUGAAGAACUGGUCAUACAGCAUCCUGCCUGUCCGCUUUUCCACCACUUCAAAAACCUCCAGCUUUUGUUGAACAGUCUCCUGGCUCGAACAUCUGGAUUGAGGAAACUGACCUGAGUGCAUACCAUCCCUGUAAUCCGUGAUGGAAAGGCUUCUUCCCUUGGAACAGCUGCACCCAGACAGUGCUCAGUUACUCAUCAGGAUUAAGACUGUGGUUGCAGUAAUGGUUAAGGUCGUGAUUUGAUUCUGUGUAAUGCUUUUAACUUUUAUGGCAGUUUAGCUUUUUGUUUUUGUUGUCUAGCGUUAAACGUGAGCAUCAGACUUUGCCAGAAAAAUAAAUUACAUUUAUUAACAAGAUAUAAUGAUUUGACUCUGUUCUAUUUUUAUUUUAAAUAAUUGAACGCUGAGUGACCACUUUAUUAGGUACACCUGUACAAUCUAAUGCAAUCCAGUGCAACAGCCAUAAUUUAACGAUCUUCACAAAGCUCGUAAUGUUCAGUUUUUGUGUAAAUGUUAAAAUUGAAUUAUAAGUUUAUUACUGAGGUUAUAGUUAAAGGGGAUGAUGUAGUGGAGAGGUGUUUCUAAUGUUCUGUCCUUCCCAUUGACAGUUAUGCCAGUUGCAGCCCGAGCUGUGUCCACUCACUCAUAUUCUACAUGUUUAACAAUAGUUUUCCCUGUAGUGAACGGUAGAUUUAAAAGGUUUCUGACACUUAUGAAUAAUAAUUUUGCACCAUGAAUUACAGAAUUAUUUUAGUUUGUAAUAAACAAUGAAUAACUUACAAGUAUGCAGCCUACAUGGACUUAUAAGACAGCAAAAAUACAGUUGCCAUGGUGAUACAUUUAUCAGACAAAAACAUGACUUCUUAUAUAAAACACUGGAAUGCAAACAAUAAACUUUGUCUCCUGCCUCAGACUUUUUUGUGGCAGAUGAGAUUAUUGAACUUAAAACAAAUCAUUAUAUAACGAGCAAUAAAAAAAAAAAAUGAACUGGACUUGCCAGAUGAGAAAAGACUUUCUUCAUCAGUGUCAAACGCCUGUAAUUUCACAUCUGUGUGAAAGUGAAAGUGUCGCAUGUUGGUGGAUAAGACUGAUAUCAUAUAACCAACCCCUCCCUGCAUCCACUGUCUGUAUUUCUCUACUGUUACUAUCUACAUGAAGACAAUGUGCUAAAAAAAAAAAAAACUUUGGACACUCAAAUAAAAUGGUGGAAAUAAAUUGCACAAGAUGUGUCUGCUGUAUUGACCUUUCCUACCUUUUAUACCUCAGGUGCUUAUAAUAUUGGUUCUUUUGUUAACCUGGUGAGAAGCAGCACGUUGCAGUGGAGUUUCAGAGUAAAAAGUUUUCUCAAGGUAAAACAGCAGCACCGAUACUGCUACCUAUAAAUAAUACUUUGGAAUAGGCCGUUAAUGAAAAGCCAGGUGCUACUUAAAUGUGAGGAAACCUCGCUUCACAACAGCGGUUUUUACUGGAUUAAAUGAAUAGUUCAACAUUGUGGGAAAUACACUUCUUUGCUUCAGGGGGAGAUGAAAAGAUCAACAACACUCUUGUUUGGCUUGGUUUAGCUCAGCAUAAAGACUGGAAACAGUUAGCCUGGCUCUGUUCAGAAGGAAUAAAAUCCACCUACCAGCACGUCUACAGCUCAUAACUAACAUAUUUCAUCUUGUUUGUUUAAUUUUUAAAGAAACCAAAGUGUAAAAACCAAGGUUUGGUUUUGUGAGGGGAUAUUUGUGCAACAUUUUUUUCCAGUCUUUCUGCUAAGCUAGGCUAAUUGGCUGUGGAGCAAGGGAGUAGGUUUGGUCUCAACAUUGGUAGGGACACAACAACCCUGCCACCCCUCCAAAACAAAGAGAUUGGCUUUUUAAUGCCAUCAACCAAACAGGUGAUUGACAUAUAAAAUCUGAAUUUAUAUUCAGGAAUACCCAUACGCAAAUGUAAUAUAUGUGCAUGUGUUGAAUUUCCAUAUAUGAAAUAUAUGUACAUAUGAAGUAAAAUCAUAUAUGUAUUCAAAAUCACAUACAUUAAAGCACAAAAGGUCAUACUAUAGUGAGGUAUAAAAAAGUCAUGGUGUGGUCAUUGUUACGUGCUGUAGUAUUGUGUAUCUGUGUAUGUGUGCUGGUCUGCCCUCUGCCCAACGCUUUUCUCCGCCAGGUGACUCGGCAUGGCUAUCCCUGAUCCCCAAUCAAGAGAUGGAGCUAUAUAGGCGUAUCGAGUGAGCUUGUUCGGCGCCAAAGUGCCAUCCAGCAGCUGUGGAACUAUCUGUAUGUGUGUCUUAUAUGUGAGAUAGCUGUGUGGAGCUAUAGUGGUUAUCCACGCUGAUAUUGACAGUGAUCCUAUCUAGUGGUUAUUGUUUAUUUGGUUUGUCUUAGUUUUUAGAUUUCUAUUGUGGUUUCUUUUUCUUUUGUGAAUAAAAUUUUUUCUUUGUUUGGGUAUUUCUGUUUU
Seriola aureovittata is the source of this 4080-nucleotide messenger RNA. RefSeq names its product CWC27 spliceosome associated cyclophilin (gene cwc27). The record is from RefSeq and is a predicted model, not a curated record. Gene Ontology annotation, biological process: protein folding; protein peptidyl-prolyl isomerization. Gene Ontology annotation, molecular function: peptidyl-prolyl cis-trans isomerase activity. The coding region runs from base 162 to 1601 and encodes 479 amino acids. The transcript is spliced from 14 exons. Gene Ontology annotation, cellular component: catalytic step 2 spliceosome. NCBI's taxonomy places the organism in Eukaryota, Metazoa, Chordata, Actinopteri, Carangiformes, Carangidae.